This is a messenger RNA of Gongylonema pulchrum, 570 nucleotides long. NCBI's taxonomy places the organism in Eukaryota, Metazoa, Nematoda, Chromadorea, Rhabditida, Gongylonematidae. The record is from the annotation of a GenBank genome assembly.
AUGUUCAGUUAUACCAACCUUUUUAAUUUUUUUUGUCUCUUUGUAUGUAUGAGGAAAUCCAAAACAAAUAAACAAUCUGCAGGUCAAAAACGUUUCGUUUGUGGUUCACUUGGACCAACCAACAAAACUCUCUCAAUAUCACCAUCGGUCGAGAAACCGGAAGAUAAACACAAAAAGUGCAAAGGAUCCUUUUUUCCAGCGUUUCCUGAGCUUGUCAAUGCAUACAGUGAACAGGCUCGUGCUUUACUGGAAGGUGGGGUGGAUGUGCUUCUUGUCGAGACCGUAUUCGAUACAGCAAAUGCUAAAGCUGCUCUUUUCGCUAUCAGAACACUGUUUGAGGAAGAAGGCAUUCCUGAGGUUCCAGUUUUUCUCUCCGGCACAAUUGUUGAUCUCUCGGGACGCACACUUUCCGGACAAACAAGUGAGGCAUUCCUGAUCAGCACGCAGCACGGUCAGCUGUUCGCGGUGGGCCUGAAUUGUGCUUUGGGUGCUCCCGAAAUGCGACCAUUCAUCCAAACAAUUGGCGCUGCCACCACUGCUUGGGUCAUCUGUUAUCCGAAUGCAGGUUGA